ACUCAAUUAGCAAAAGUUAAGCUAGCCUCCACGCUGUACCACAGAAGAUCUGCGUAGGCUGGCAGCGGAACCCGAGAAGUUAGCUUCACCAAAGUGCCGCCGCUGCAGUUUUAAACAGAUGAAUUUACAGUGAAUUUAACGGUACAUUUGAAGCCCAUCAAGCAGAAGCAUCCCAACAGCCAUCACUUUGAUGCUCUUUACUGCAGAGCCUCCAGCCACUAUGGAGAAGUCCUCCAGUGUCCACCCCAGUCACCCUCCAAGAUCCAGAAUGACGCCCAGGAAGGAGAGGGGAGCCUCGGCGUCUCCCAGAAGUCACCGACAAAGGCCAUCAAAGACAGGCCGCGUACCUGAGGCAUCAUCAGCAAGGAAAGAAAAGCAACAGAAGGAGAGGCCAGAGACGAAUGAGGUGGAGCAGGAGACAGAAGUGAAGGUGAAAUCCACGGUGGUGGACAUCGAUAGUGUGAGAGAGGAUGAGGUCAAGGGGGAGAACCUUGGGCUCUUGGAAGCAGCACAGCAGGAGGACAGUCUGAAACACAGGAACUUGGGCGUGUUUGAGUGGCUGCUGAUGGUCUUCGUCUUGGCUCUGGUUCUCCUCUUCCUCCCUUUUUCCAUCUGGUUUUGUGUCAAAGUAGUGAGGGAGCAUGAGAGAGCUGUGAUCUUCAGAAUGGGGCAUCUAUUGCGUGGAAGACCCAGAGGACCAGGCCUUCUUUUCUACCUUCCUCUCCUCGAUGUGUGUCACAAGGUCGACAUCCGACUGAAAAUGCUGAAGGUUCCUGCUCACACGGUGGUGACAAAGGACUUGGUGAGGCCGGAGUUGAGUGCAGUGUGUUAUUACCAGAUAGAAAAUGUCGCCUUGUGCAGCACAGUGCUGUUCAGUCUGACCACAGCGCUGCAGACUCUGGUCCAGGCAGCCGUCCGAGAUGUUCUGUCCCAACACACAUUCAGCCACAUCCUGCUGCACAGGGCGAAGAUCGGACAGAAGAUACGAGCGGCCGUUGACUCUGUUGCUUGCCGCUGGGGCAUCAGGGUAGAGAGAGCAGACAUAGACGAGCUCAGUUUUCCUGUGGAGUUACAGCAGAGUCUGGCUGCUGAGGCUGAAGCCAAGAGACAACAGCAAGUCAGAGCAAAAGCAGCAGAAGGGGAGAGAGAUGCCUGGGAGGGGUUCAGGUCUUCCCUCCGUCUCCUCCACCCAGCCCUGGUCUUUCCACUCCCUCCAGAUCUCGUUAGCCCAACCUCUGACUUCUCAUCCCUACCACCCCCUCCUCCCCCCGCAGUCAAACCAGAUGGUGAGAUGACAGAGGAGGAUCCAGAGACAGACUCACCAAUGAUGUGACGGACUGUGGUGGGAUUGGUUGAAAUUAAUGUGAAAUGUAAAUGGUAAUUAUUAUUGAAGAGCCAAGAAGAGUGUGAGCCAGCAAAUAUCAGCUUGUGGUGGAGCUUCAGAAGAUUUCGAUCAUGUUAAAUAAAGUAAACUUCCAGCCAAAUUACUGUGUUUAUUUGUGGUUAAAAUAUGAUCUCAUAUUAAAGAUUUUUCUGACUGAUAUUGAAGUUGAGUGACG
Messenger RNA from Scatophagus argus, 1559 nucleotides. It is a transcript of the gene nphs2, whose product is annotated as NPHS2 stomatin family member, podocin. The record is from RefSeq and is a predicted model, not a curated record. NCBI's taxonomy places the organism in Eukaryota, Metazoa, Chordata, Actinopteri, Scatophagidae. The coding region runs from base 191 to 1333 and encodes 380 amino acids. The transcript has 8 exons. Gene Ontology annotation, cellular component: plasma membrane.